Messenger RNA from Besnoitia besnoiti, 3918 nucleotides. Its product is annotated as WD domain, G-beta repeat-containing protein. Gene Ontology annotation, molecular function: protein binding. The record is from RefSeq and is a predicted model, not a curated record. The transcript is spliced from 12 exons. Gene Ontology annotation, biological process: intraciliary retrograde transport; protein localization to cilium; non-motile cilium assembly. Lineage: Eukaryota; Apicomplexa; Conoidasida; Eucoccidiorida; Sarcocystidae. Gene Ontology annotation, cellular component: intraciliary transport particle A; non-motile cilium. The coding region runs from base 1 to 3918 and encodes 1305 amino acids.
AUGGAGGCUCAAAGAAUGUGGCAUGAAGUGGUCCCCCAGCGGGAAGGAUCGCCUAGCGUGAUCUGGAGUAUGGCAUUCAGUCCAGAUGGGUCGCGUCUGCUGGUUGCUGCUGGCAGCUGUCUCCUUGUUUACGAUUCCACAACUGGGAAGAUUCUUCAGACUCUCAAAUCUCACAGGGAUUCCGUGUACGUUGUUGCGUACAGCAAAAGCGGGAAACUGUUCGCUUCAGGCGGGGCCGAUAGGGCUGUCAUAAUAUGGACAGAGCCCGGCGAAGGAUGGCGGAAAUAUACUCACAGCGAUAGCAUCCAGUGUCUGGCAUUUAAUCCCGUGACCCUGCAGCUUGCAAGCGCCACAGCUGUCGAUCUCGGACUCUGGUCGCCAGAGCUUUCCUCCGUUGGCAAGCAGAAGCUUCCAUCUAAAGCAUGCUGCAUGGACUGGACGCCUGACGGCAACUUACUGGCUCUGGGUCUUUACAGCGGCGUGGUAUCAGUUCGAGACACAACAGGAGCGGAAAAAUGGAGUGUGGCGCUGAGUGCCCCUGUGUGGACCCUGGCGUGGAGUCCUGACGUAGCCGGGGGGAGCAGUCCGGUCUUCCUCGCUGUGGGUAGUUUCUCCCCAGAACUCGUCUUUUAUCGCGCAACAGGCGAGACAUGUUUCAAGCCUCAGUCGCUAGCUUGCGAUCCCCUGUCGAUUUCGUUUGCCCAAAAUGGCAACUUCUUCGUGGUCGGAGGCUCAGACGGCUCUGUCUCUAUAUGGAGCCACGAGGGGGUUUGGCUUGGACCUGUCAGUCAGAUGCAGGACUGGGUUUGGGCAUCUGCCGUCCACCCUAGUUCUUCGCAAAUAGUGGCAGGAAGCAAUGCGGGAGAGGUAGACAUGUAUAAACUCGUUUUUCCAAUCGUUCACGGUCUGUACCAAGAGCGCUACGCUCACCGCGACAGGCUCACGGAGGUUGUCAUUCAGCAUAUGCGGCUGGAACAAAGCGUGCGCAUACGGUGCCGCAGUCUGGUGAAGAAGGUUGCCGUCUUCAAAGAAUCACUUGCAAUUCUACUUUCGGGCGAAGUCGUCAUCUACUCUUCCAAUCCGAAGAAUCCCGACCACAUGAACUACCAAGAGACGCACCGAAUUAAGCAACCUUUCGACUGCUCCUUGAUGCUUGUUACGUCGACCUACCUGGUUCGCUGCACCAAGGCAAAGCUUCAGCUCUAUACUCUCUCUGGUCAUUUCGAGAGAGAAUGGAACCUCGGGUCGGUGAUUCGAUACAUCAAGGUCGUCGGCGGGCCUCCCGCAGCAGAAGGCAUCCUUGCGGGAUUGAAGAACGGCGAGGUCGUCCAGAUUUUCACGAAUAACCCGUUCCCAGUCACUCUCGUGAAGCAGGCCCAUGCGAUCGCAUGCUUGGAUGUUUCCCUGCUGCGGACAAAACUCGCUGCGGUUGACUCGACUCAGCGCUUAACAGUCUACGACCUCGCUACAAAAGAGGUGCUUUUCGUCGAGUCGAACGUCACAUCGGUUGCAUGGAAUAUGCUGAAGGACGACAUGCUGGCGUUUGCAGGCAACAAUACUCUCUCCAUCCGGUGCGGAUCUCUCGAGCCCUGGAGGCAACGUGUUCAAGGGUUUGUGAUCGGCUGUCGGGGCUCACAAGUCUACUGCCUGAAGUCGCACUUCAUCCAGACAUGCGACUUCCCACAGUCAGCCUCCUUGUACCCGUACCUUGCCAGGAAAAAUUUUGCUGCUGCCUACGAAGUCGCAUGCUUGGGAGUGACGACUGCCGACUGGAUAUUGCUGGCGCUCAGUGCAUUGGCCAGCCUCGACUUUGUCUACGCUCGAAAGGCCUUUUCGCGGAUACGCGACUUCCGAGGCCUCCGACUCGUCCAGCAGGCUGAAGGCGCUUCCACUGAAGACCGCACGCUGUCGCCAGAGCAGCGCGCCUUCAGCGCCGCCGCCGCUGUGGCAGCGUUCCGCAGUUCCUUCGACGAAGCUGCUCAGUGCUGGUGGAAAGCUGGCCAGGCGCAUUUGGCUGUAGAGAUGUUUACCGAUUUGCGGAGGGGAGACGAUGCGAAAAAGUGGGCGGCCAAGGCAGAAGCGUGCGCAGCAGCUGCCGCGUCCAGGCGGGACGCAGACGUCGAGGCUCUCCGCACUGAUGCAGAGCUUGACUUCCAGACUGGUGAUCACGGAGGCGCGAUGAAGUCUGAGAUUCAAAAAUUUUAUACAUACGUCAACAGAGAUGACGGCGUGGCGCUGCAGCCCGUAAGAAAUCAGGCGGCUUCAGCCGAGGGAAAGAAAGAUUUGCUCUUUGCUGCUGAAAUGUAUUCAAAGGCCAAGCAGUUCCGCCGUGCUGUGGAACUCUAUGGACAGAGUGGCGCUUUAGACAAGAUCAUUUUGAUUGUGCGGGGGAAUAUUCCAACUGCCGAGGCCGAGAAUGUCCUUCGCGCAGCACUCGGCGUUUUCAAAGAGCACCGACACUUCGCCUUCGGCAGAGAAACAGCGCACAAACUUGGGGAUAAGAAAUCACUGGUCUGUCUUCUCGCGGAAAAUGGUCGAUGGGAAGAGGCCUUCUUGCUCGCCCAGCAGCGCCCUGAUGUGCAGGGAGACGUCUAUAUUCGGUGGGCUGAUCACCUGAUUCGAGCGGAUCGAUUUGACGAAGCCGCGGACGCUCUGAAGGCAUCUGGAAGGUCAGACGUCGCGCUUUUCCUUCAGAUCGAGCUCCUGGCAUUCUGCGUCGAAGAACGAAUGUUCCGGGAAGCCGCUCGACGCGCGUGGUCGGUCGCCGCAGGCAUAUGGCGCGUCACAGGACGCGGCUGCUCUGACUCACCAGAAGGAAACGCGGCCAGCUGUCAACCAUCUCUAACCGUUUCCUGCGCACUCUAUCUAUUCUGUGUCUUUCGCAAGCUGGCUGAGAUAUACUUGGCGUACCAUGUUGUGCUGCGCCGGAAUGAUGGCAUCCUUCCCUACACUGCGCGAACGCAGUCGGUGGGGACGGCGGGGCGCCAGGACGGCGCAGUAUGCAACGAAAUCGUGUUCAACGCAGCCUGCUUCCUCUGGAGUUGUGCCGUCUCUCCGCUGGCGUCCGCCCGUGGCGGUACACCGCAGGAUCCCUCGAACCGCCAGCAGAGCCGCCACGACGCGGCGGGUGACAAAUCGGGAAGAGACUCUGUCGCAGAAGCUGCUCGCCCCUCGACCAGAAUUUUGGGAGGGACGCUCGGGCUUGAACCCACUAACGAAGAACUCGCCAGCAGUUUUGCUGGGGAAAUGGGUCGCAUCGUACUGAACAGGGUGUGCUCUCUGCGGAGUGGCGGGCCUGUCCCUGGUGUAAGCCAAGUGGAAGUGUUGUAUGCCUUGGCGGAAACCUCCCUCCAGCUUCGUGCGUACAAGGUCGGCCGAUUCGCUUGCCACAGCCUGCAGCGGCUGCGGGUCUCAGAUCGAAUGCAGGAAGUGGUGGACUGCCUCACUCUCGCUCUAAAAGCUGCUCCCCGAGCAAAGGAAGAUCACACGCUGUCAACGUCCACGUGCGCAUGGUGUCGAACACCGGUACCUCUUCUUGCUAGCGGUCGACUGGGUUUCCCAUACGCUGAGGCGUGUGGUAACUGCGGACACUUGAGGCUGAGAGAGUUCGGCGGAUUCAGCGUCGUUAACUGUAUCGAAUUUCUUCCUCCACUCAACGUUACUGGUGAACGUGCAAAGUCAAUACUGAGCUCGACGAAAAUCAACAGUCCCUGCCGCGGACAUCCAUUUCAACAGGACCGACAACGCGGUUCCUUCCUAACCGAAGCGAGGAGUGCGUCAGAGGCAAAAGAGGGGCUUGAAGAUGCUCAUCAGUUCGUCGAUGCAUUCUUGGAGGCUGCCCAGGCCGGAAGCGUUCCACGACCCGGUGCAUCCCUCAUUCCUCCUCGACGCGCCCUGCGCGGAGCCGGCAUCACUUAG